UCAAUCCCAAACCCCAGCAGAUGGGGGGAACCUUGUUCUCUUUCCCCUGUCAGACCCUGAGCCGGGGAGCGCUCGGCAGAGCCUGGAGCCGAUGGAAACGCCGUGACAUCCCAGCACCCAUCCGUGGCUGCUCCGCGGGCUCCGGCAGGAUCUCAGCCCCUUUCUGCUGAUGUCACGGCGCGGGGCCCCACAGCCGCCUUCCCCCGGCUGUGGGCAGGCGGGAAUCAGUGCCGGGGACGGCCGCCCUUUCCUGGAUCCUCCUCUCUCGCCUCUUCCCUCCCCGGGACGCCGACUGGAACGGAGCCGAGAGCCUUGGCCGCCUGGCAGACGGAUGCCCUGGCAGGGCCUGUCCAUGGAUGCCAGCAAGAAGGUGGAUCUGAAGAUAAUUAUCAUAGGAGCUCUGGGCGUGGGCAAAACCUCCCUCCUGCACCAAUACGUGCACAAGACGUUUUACGAAGACUACCGCACCACGCUGGGUGCCAGCAUCCUCACCAAAGUCCUCAUGGUGGACAACACUCCCCUGAAACUGCAGAUCUGGGACACAGGGGGACAGGAGCGAUUCCGGUCCAUGGUGUCGACCUUUUACAAAGGUUCGGAUGGCUGCAUGCUGGCCUUCGACGUGACAGACAGAGAGUCCUUUGAGUCCCUAGACAACUGGAGAGACGACUUCCUGGAGAAGGUCAUUCCAAGGGAGCAAGAUUUCCCCAUGGUCGUGCUGGGGAACAAAAUAGACAUCUGCGAUCGGCAGGUACCCAAGGAGAUUGCCUCAGCCUGGUGCAAGGAGAAAGACAUCCCUUAUUUCGAAGUCAGCGCCAAGAACAACAUCAACGUUGCAGAGGCUUUUGAGACCCUUGCAAAGCAGGCGUUAACAACGCAUAAAGGGAUUUUUGAGAGUUAUUUAACCGACUCCAUCAAACUCACUCCCAACGACAAGCCCAAGAAGAGCUGCUGCUGAUCCCGGGGACGCUGCCUUGCUCCGGGCUGUCCUACGCAAGCACGGCCCAGCCGAGCACCCCACGAUGCCCAAGGCUGGAGCCCUGCCUGGGGGUCCGUGCCCCCCACCCACCCCAGCCCGGCCGCAGAGGCUGGCCAAGCCAGGACACAGGACAGCCACUGCUCGACACGCCGGGGCCAGCUGGCUGAGCAUCCCGGGGCUUGCUGCUUCCCACGGCUCCGGAGCUGCUCUCCCAACCCAGCAGCCUCCCAAACCACCGCUGUGUCACGGUGGCCCCAUCCCCCUCGAUCUGCUGCCGUGUGGCACCCGAGCGGGCGAUCGCCCUGCGGUGACGGUGCCAGGGAGCCAGGCAGUGCUUCUCAUGGCUUUUCAGAGACCUUGGCCUGGCAGGUCACCCUUCCCGGCACAGGAACUGGUGGCCCCGUGGUGCUCAUGGUGCUCAUGGUGUGUAUGGGCUGUCCUGGGGGGAGGAGUGGGGCUGGUGACCACGGCACAGGUCUGAGAGCAGCCAGGUCCCCUCUUGGGGUCAGCCGCUGUGGAUGUAACUGGUCCGUGCCUCAGUUUCCCCUGCUGUCAUGCACCCCCCCCAUCAAACACCCUCCACCUCCCGCCUCACUGGUGAGGAUCCUCAGUAAAGCACUUUGACAAG
Messenger RNA from Grus americana (Whooping crane), 1604 nucleotides. It is a transcript of the gene RAB7B, whose product is annotated as RAB7B, member RAS oncogene family. Gene Ontology annotation, biological process: endosome to lysosome transport; phagosome-lysosome fusion. Lineage: Eukaryota; Metazoa; Chordata; Aves; Gruiformes; Gruidae. Gene Ontology annotation, molecular function: GTPase activity; GTP binding. The coding region runs from base 170 to 955 and encodes 261 amino acids. The record is from RefSeq and is a predicted model, not a curated record. The transcript has 6 exons. Gene Ontology annotation, cellular component: phagocytic vesicle; late endosome; lysosome.